CUGCUUCAAUCCGAGUCAUUGUUCGCCAUCUUUUCACGUUGUGAACAUCUUCGGAGUGUUGCUCUCGGCCCGAUCGACUAAGUGAAGAAAAAGAAAUUGUUCCAAAUAUCAAAAUUCUCAGAAUUUUGAAUCUUCAGUGCUUGAAAUUAUUAGAUUAACGUAUUUGUGUGGUUUUACGUAUUAAAAAUCUCAAAAUGACUGAAACCGAGAAGAAAGCAGAGCAAACUACCGGAGGAACCGAAACUGAGUCUGAUGCUCCGAAAGCCGAUGUUGAGCAUCAACGUAAGAUCAAUGUCGGUAACUUACCGUCGGAUGUGACUGAGCAGCAACUGCGCGAUUUGUUCAGCGGUCAUGAAAUUGAGAAGGUAGAUAUUUAUCAUUACCGCAAGUAUACGAUCGCACUGCUCCUGUUCAAGGAUAAGGAAGCCGCCACCAAGGCUCUCACCGAAAAGGAUGGCACCAUGUUCCGCGAUCGUCGCCUCCGCAUCCAUCUGGAAUUCAUUACCAUCCGUCACAUCAAGCGUGACGUCAUCGUUACCGUUGUUGACGACGAGAACAUGACCGAAGAGCAAUUGUGGGACAAGGUGAAGGCUGCCGAAGUCGAGCCAACUUCUGUUUUGAUCUUCUACCCGUUGGGUUAUGUAACCUUGCAAAAGGAUUCUGACAAGCCCGCCAUUCUUGAGAAGUUGAAGGCCGCUGAUUUCAAUGCGCAUGACUUGAAUCAGCGUGACCAGAAUCAGCAUCUGGACAUAUGGCGUGCGGCCAAGCUAUUCUUCCGCAAUCGCAAUCGUGUACAACUGCUGAACAUCCCUAACAAGUGGAUCGAAGAUAAGGAGGAAAUGAAGAAGCAGUGUGCUGAAGGUGGCAGCAUCACCGAGGCUGUUUCGAACAAUGUAACCCAAAAUGCUCAGAAUGCUUCCAACUAUGCCCGUAUCUUUUACGAAACUGAAGAGCAGGCUGCCAAGGCCGCUACUGCCUUGAAUGGCCGUGUGGUCGAGGGCAAGCGCAUUCAUGCUCUGCAUCUUGGAUCUGCAUUGAUUCCCAACUACAAAACAUCGGUCUAUGUCACUUCGUUGGACAAGGCCAUCACGGAAGAGCAGGUGUACGACCACUUCAAGCAGUUUGGAGAAAUCGAUUUUGUCAAUCGUCGUAACUGUAAUGAUGCUGCCAUCAUUUGCUACAAGAAUGCUACUUCCGUUGAGAAGGCGCUUGCAUGCACCGCCUUCCCGGCUCCUACUGAAGAGAACAAGGAUGCCACCAAGGAAAUUGUCGUGAAGAAAUACGAUGGUCCUAUCGUACUCCGCCCGGUCGCUCUCAAACGUAAGUUGAAGACUGGCGAAGAAGACAAGGAUCAAGAGGAAAGAAGCAAGGAGCAACAGGAUGUGCUAAAGAAACUGCAAGCUUACCAUCCUAUCUUUGUUGGCAACGUUCCGUUGAACUGCCCGCCUCUGGAACUGAAGCGUUACUUCGCCCAGCAUGGACCAAUCAAGUUCAUGUUCUCCCCUCAAAUCAUGGCAUACCGUGCUAGCGCUCCACACCCCGUGAAGACGUUCAUUAUCUACUAUAUGGCUCGGGCUAGUGCCCAGAACGCUUGUCGCUUCCUCGACCAUAAGUUCUUUGGUGGUCACCGUCUACACGUGCUUCCACUGCGUGGAGAACAAACGCUUGACGUUAAGAAGACUGUUAAAAUGACUAAAAUUCCAUACCUGUCUGAGGAUGCAUUGUUCAAGAAGAUCAAGCCAUUCGUUGGCAAGAUCAAUCGUAUCGUCAAGAAGUCGCGGUUGGCCGCAUACAUCGAGCUGAACGAUACCGCCGAUGUCGAGAAGUUGAUGCAGAUCGAACAUGAUGAUCAUCCUCUACCGAGGGGUAAGAUGGAACUGCUUAAAACCGCGAUUAACGCUCGCCUCUACAACGAGAACGAUAGCCGUGUUUUGAAUGGCAUUGCUAAGAUUAUCGCCAAGAAUCCGGACAUGCUUAAGAAGACUGCAUUGCCUCCAAACAAGCGCCCACGAUUGAAUGGACCUGGUUUUAAUCAAGGCCCUGGUGGCUUCAAUCCCAAUAACAAUAUGAACAAUCCCCAAGCUAUCCAAGAUCUGUUGCGCCUUGCGUUCAUGUCUGGUAAGAAUGUUGGCGAGAGUCUGGCUUCUAACCAGAGCUCGUUCAAUGCUCCCGAUCCACCAGUUGCCAAUUCAAACAACUUUGGCGAAGGUGGUUUCGGCAAUCGUAAUCGCAAUAACCAAGGUGGCAACUUCCGUGGUCAAGGAAGAAACAUGAACCAGAACCGUGGCAACAAUGCUAAUGCCAACAAUACCAAUUUCGGUGGCAACAAUGACGCCGCUGGUAACAACUUCCAAGCUGCCCCCGGAAAUCAGAACCGUGGUGGCCAGAACAUUCGUAGUAAUCAGCCGAACCCGAAUCAGAAUCAGAACCGUGCUGCUGGUAAUGCGAACCAGAAUCAGGGUAAUGUUAACCGCCCUCAGCCAAACAAGCCUAACAUCAACUUGAAUACCGUGAACCCAAAUAGAAACCAGGCUGCUGCUGGUGGCGGCAAUAUGAAUCGCAACCAAAACCAAAAUCGUAACCAAAAUAACCGCAACAACUUCGAUAAUAAUGACUCCUUUGGCGGAGGAAACAACUUUGGCAAUAACCGUAACAAUUUUUCCAAUGACAGUUUUAGCAACGACAGCUUUGGUAACACUCGUAACAUUGAUAAUUUCUCGAAUGACAACUUCGGUGGUAACGGUAGCAACACCCGUGGUGGUAAUCGCAACCAGAACGAUAACUUUAACUCGUUCGGUAGCGGAAACAGCGGCAACACUAGCGGCGGUGGAAACAAUCGCUUCAAUAACCCUGGUGGAAACAAUUUCAAGAGUAAUUUUAACCGCAACCAAAACAAUAGUUUCGGUGGUGACGAUGACAACAACUUUGCCGGUAACAACCAGGGCGGUAACAGUUUCGGUAACCGUCAAAACAAAUCCUUCAAUCAAGGUGGCGGUGGCGGCAACCAGGGAGGCGGUAUGUCUUUUGGUGAAUUUAACUCGAAUCCCAACCGUGGCAACUUCGGUGGCAAUUCUGGUGGUGGUUUCAACUCCGGCAAUAGUGCCGGUGGAAACAAAUGGAAUAAUUCCAAUUCCCAGCAAUCAAAUACUGGCAGCCGCCUCGCUGGUAGCAUUUUUAGCCGUCGUUUUUAAACAGCUAAACACAGAAAUGUUAAUUAUUACAAGAAAUUUGCGUCUUGUAUAUAACACAUUCGCUUCCCUUUGUCCCAGUGUUAGCAGGGAUGACGAAACUGUCGGGGAAGCACACUCUUUUAGGAUUAGGAAGAACAAACUAAUGUAACGUAAUUUUAAGUCUAUCAGAACCUGUUUCUUAAACCAGAAAUAAAUUUAACAGUGAGACGAUCGAAAAUUAAAUUCAAAUUUUUUGCUGUUCAUUUUAAAUCAAAUUGACUACUAUAGAAGUAAUGACACAAAUUACAAAAUCUUACACAAGAUUCAUGGUAUGUAAAAUUAAAUGUUCAACAAACAGCUAGUUCUAGAAGUAACAUUAUUACAGAAUUUGUCAGGUCUCUUGAAACCUAGACACCCACAGAAGUAUUUAUUUUAUUUUAACCUGAAGCUUAGGAAUUUUUGUAAGCUGUGAAGUAUUUUUUGUUCCAUUCGUUAUUGGAAAGAAAGACACCGACAGUUUGAUAGUAAUCAAAUGGAAGAGCAAGUUUGAAUUUCAUUCAAAAAUAAAGAAAAUUAAGUGAACAUAAUGUAACCACAUACACAACAGCAGUUUAUUGUUGUUUUGAGCAGCUUGCAGUAAAAAUUGGAAAUGUGAACAGUACUCUUUGAUGCGAAUAAAAACGCUGGUAUAAACAAAUAAAAGAUUAGGGAUCGUACCCAUAUAUUCACUUAGCUGAAUAAUACCUACAUCUCACUGCAUUUCCGUGCGGUGAACAUUUAACUGUAAGCUCCCAUAUAAAUUAAUUUUAGUGUAAAACUGAAAUAAAAUGUGCAACACUGAAGUAAAACGUAA
Ochlerotatus camptorhynchus is the source of this 4023-nucleotide messenger RNA. RefSeq lists its product as uncharacterized. The record is from RefSeq and is a predicted model, not a curated record. Bases 195 to 3191 code for a protein of 998 amino acids. NCBI's taxonomy places the organism in Eukaryota, Metazoa, Arthropoda, Insecta, Diptera, Culicidae. The transcript is spliced from 5 exons. Gene Ontology annotation, molecular function: mRNA binding.